Rhododendron vialii is the source of this 1048-nucleotide messenger RNA. RefSeq names its product large ribosomal subunit protein uL13c. The record is from RefSeq and is a predicted model, not a curated record. The transcript is spliced from 4 exons. The coding region runs from base 86 to 790 and encodes 234 amino acids. NCBI's taxonomy places the organism in Eukaryota, Viridiplantae, Streptophyta, Magnoliopsida, Ericales, Ericaceae. Gene Ontology annotation, cellular component: ribosome; cytosolic large ribosomal subunit. Gene Ontology annotation, biological process: negative regulation of translation; translation. Gene Ontology annotation, molecular function: structural constituent of ribosome; mRNA binding.
ACCACCACUCUUAUCCAGUUCGACAGACUGAAACACAGAGCAGAGAGAGAGAGAGAGAGAGAGAGAGAGAGAGAGAGAGAAGGAAAUGGCGAUGGCGUGCAAUUCAUCGUCGGGUUUGUUGACGCCCAAACCCUACAGCAUCCCUCCGAAAACGACCCCGUUUCUUGGGUUCCCUCUCGCGUCAUCAUCAUCCAAGCCGUCGGUUCCAACUACACCCCUCAACCGAACGUUCCAGAUUCGUUGCCAAGAGAAACAACCCGUUUACAUUCCCUCAAACCAGCGUUGGAUGUUUGACGAAUCCCAACUCAAAGGCAUUGAUUUUUGGAACAAGACAUGGUACCCUAAAGCUGCAGAUUUUGUGAACACUUCUAAACCGUGGUAUAUUGUUGAUGCUAGUGAUAAAAUUCUUGGAAGACUAGCAUCAACCAUAGCUAUUUAUAUCCGUGGGAAAGAUCUGGCAACCUUCACGCCUAGUUGUGACAUGGGGGCCUUUGUCAUUGUGGUGAAUGCAGAAAAAGUUGCAGUAUCAGGAAAAAAGAGGACCCAAAAGCUCUAUAGGAGGCACUCAGGAAGACCAGGAGGCAUGACAGUUGAAACUUUUGAUCAGCUCCAAAAGAGAAUUCCUGAAAGAAUAGUUGAACAUGCUGUCCGUGGCAUGCUUCCUAAAGGGAGGCUUGGCAGGUCCCUAUUCAACCAUCUCAAGGUUUACGCCGGCCCAAACCAUCCGCAUGAGGCGCAGAAGCCCAUUGAUUUACCCAUAAGGGACAAAAGGAUACAAAAGCAGACAUAGAUUCAAUGCAAACUCAAUCGGGAGAAGUACAAUACAUCGUUUUCCCGGGGGUUCAGAACUUUUCUAUGUUUUGGUCGUACAGGGUUCUUCUCCUUCUUUCGUGUUUUGGAUCCCAUGUGAUGGUUAGAAGCCUGUUGUUGAUGUUUGUUGUUUUAGUUUGUAGAGGCAUCUGGGUUCAAUGUUGUCCUUAUUUUGAGCACCCAUCUCUGAAUCAAAUUGGCAAUUCGUUAAUUGAACUUUAGAAGGUGCUUACGUUUU